UUACCGAUCAAAAUACAGGCAGUGCAAAGGAAAUAUUGUUAUACCGUUUCUGAGGUUUGUUUUCGAAAGAAGCAUAGCUUAUUUCAGAAUAUAUCAACAAAUUUGACUUUAAGUCCAGAUAUACGUUACAUGAAAUUGCCAACUUUAUACCGAAAACUAUCGGUGUUUCAGUAAUAUCCUGACCUGAUUCUCAAACUACCAUACACAUUUCCCUUGUUUACAUGGUUGUUUUGGAUUUGCAGCAUUAGCAAAAUAAAGAAACAUGCCUAAGAAAAAGUCAAAGAAGUCGGGCAAACUGUCCAAGAUGACAGAGGAGGAGAGGAUCGCAUAUGAAGAGAACAAACGCUUAGCCGAAGAAGAAAUGAAGAAAAAGAAAGAGGAUAUGCUUACACAGUUCUUAAAGGAUAAAUUAACCAAGGAGGAAAGAGCAACAAAGUUUAAUAUGAACAAACUGAAUCAUCAAUGGAGAAACAUAAUGAGGGAAUCUAAAUCUAAAGAACUGAAGAAAGACAUCGAGAUUUUGAGUCAGACAUUUGAGAGAAUUGUGGACAGAAAAGAUGCAACUAUUAAGUCUCUAGCCAAAGAUCUCCAGGAAGCUGAGGAACAGUAUGCCAUGGCUCUACGCAGUCAUCUACAGAAUGUCGACAAUCUCAUUGAUUUACAAAAGGAGAGACUGGAGACGUUACAUAGAGAGUAUGAUGAGGAACUGGCCAUCAUCAGAGAGGAAUUUGACACUGAACGUGCCAUAAUGAUAGAGCAACAUAACGUUGAAAAUAAUGAUAUAGCAGACAUUUUAUUUGCGAUGGAACAGAAUUUCAAUGAGAAAGAAUCUGAGGCUAAAGCUGAGUUCCACAGCUUACGGGAUGAAAUCAGAAAUAAGGAUAUGGAGGAGAAGCAUGGACUGCGACACACACUGCAGGACAAAGUGGAGAACCUAUGGCUUCAGUUUAAAUUGGCACUGAAAAAUUACAAUGAAACAACAGAGGAAAGGAAAACAGCUUUUGAGACACUGAAGAAAAAAGAUGAUGAAUCUGCAAAAGAAAUUGAUACCCAGAUGAGAAGACUUCAAAGAAUAUCAGACCAAAUAUCCCAGUUAAAAGGAAAGAUGUCAGCGAAUGCUAAAGAAUGUGAGGAAAGAAACAAACAAAUAAAAGAGGAACGAGAGAAGAUGCUGGCACAUUUCCAGGAGCUCAAGGCUCAAAUGAACAAGAUGAGAGAAGGUGAGAGAGACAAGCUGACCAAACUGACACUGGAGAGUAAUGCUAGCAUCAAGGAGCUCAAAAGACAAAGAGAGAAGGUGGAGAGUAUAAUGAAGGUUGCAGAGAUGUGCAGGAAACUAGAGACAGAGGAGGAGAAAGUCCUCCCAUUUUACGCCACUUCACUCACAAAGGAGGAAGUGGAAGAUGUCGAGGCAGCCAUUCUAGAGCAGGCUAAUGAACCUCUUGUGCAAAUCAUGCAUGAGUACACCUCCUUGGAGAAUUUCUGGAAACGGUUUAACAAAGUGAUGCUUGACAAGCUUGCCCUUGAUAAGGAGAAGCAGGGCCUAGUACAGGAGAAUCAGCAGCUUAGAACUCUUCUCAAACAGUAUCUUGACGGUAUCUCUGUCAAUGACGAGAUCCUCAGCCAAGUCAACCCACUCUUUAUUGUCAACAACAAAACAAACGUCAAGUUGAACGUCCCAGUCUUGGAUCCCCGCGUACGUCGCCCUGUCGCCCAGACGGUUGUGGAGGCUGCUCACGUGGUCAAGCACGUCAUCCACUCAUAGGCUUAGGGUCAUAAGGUCAAUACUUCAACGGUCAAACUGGACAAGAUCUACAUUGAAUAAUAUCGAAAAAAAAAACAUUUAAGGCAUUGUAAAGGACAUGGGAUGUGAAUCAGGAAACUCUGUGUGCCUCGUUAAAGUGUUCAAGGAGAAAAGAUCUCCCUUGUGAUAUGAUGGAACAGUAACUUCAGUGCUUUAUACCUGUCUUUGGGAUGAUUAUCCCUUUAAGGUUAAUCAAGUGUAAAAUUAUUUUGCUGUUUUUACGACAGUAUUGAUAGGUAUAUAAACACCAUAACUUGAUGAUGUUCUAUACUUAUACAAGGAAGGGAAAAUAUUACCCACACAUGGGUGAGUGUUGUCUGUGAUAUUUUGUACAUGUGUAUUCUGUGUGAUGUCACAGAUAAAUACACCAAUAUUGUAAUUUACCUGUACAUCUAUUUAAAUGUAAAUAAAUAAAAACAGGAAAUAUCUA
Messenger RNA from Pecten maximus, 2234 nucleotides. Its product is annotated as dynein regulatory complex subunit 2-like. The record is from RefSeq and is a predicted model, not a curated record. Gene Ontology annotation, biological process: axonemal dynein complex assembly; regulation of cilium movement; cilium-dependent cell motility. Gene Ontology annotation, cellular component: axonemal dynein complex; axoneme. Lineage: Eukaryota; Metazoa; Mollusca; Bivalvia; Pectinida; Pectinidae. The transcript has 10 exons. Bases 263 to 1765 code for a protein of 500 amino acids.